AGAUCUGCACAUGAGCGCGCUCGGUCUGGAAGUCGCAGAGCCGGGCAGAGAGACUGACAGAAACUCCGUUCACACUUUAAAAAGUCCACUUUUUAAGAUGCCACGAUCUUUCUUGGUGAAAAAACACCUCAGUCACAAGAAACCGAACUACAGCAUGCUGGACUCAAAGAAACAAGAUGCCCAAACACAGCUGAUCCACAUGCAGACAUCAUGCUCCAAAUCCAACUUUCCGCAUCCAAAUAACACCCUGCUGCCUGGACCGUGCCUCAUGAACUCAACUGUAAUCACCACACUGCAGAUGAACUCAGCUAAUCCAGUGAUUCACCCACAGCCUUCACAGGACCCCAGUCUUCCAGGGGACGGCCCAGCUCUGGGCCACACUUACCCCCUUCCAGUGAAUCAUAACCCUUUCAGAAACUCACAGCCCACCCUUACCCUGCCGGAGGCCGCAGGACCGCAGCCGCUGGAACACAGUCACAGCAUGAAACAUGUGGAGGACAGCGGGGCACCCAGUGUCACCAUGUCCUUGUUAGGACUCGCCUCCACAGGCAGCAGCCAGGAGCGCUUUGAGUGUUUUGACUGCCACAAAGCCUACUUCACCUUCUCAGGCCUGGCCAAGCACAGACAGCUUCAGUGCGAGUGGCAGUGUCAAAAAUACUUCAGCUGCAAGUACUGCGACAAGGAGUACGUGAGCCUGGGAGCCCUGAAGAUGCACAUCCGCACACACACGCUGCCCUGUGUGUGCAAGCUGUGCGGGAAGGCCUUCUCCAGGCCCUGGCUUUUGCAGGGACACAUUCGCACACACACAGGUGAGAAGCCAUUCUCCUGUCCUCACUGCAGCCGAGCGUUCGCCGACCGCUCCAACCUGCGAGCUCACCUGCAGACACAUUCGGACAUUAAAAAGUACCAGUGCAGGAGCUGCUCCAAAACGUUCUCCAGGAUCUCCCUCCUGUCCAAGCACGAGGAGGCCGGCUGCUGCCCGAUGUCCUGAUGCUCUCUCUGGUUCUGCCCUUACUCAAGGUCAUGGCUUCUCUCAGGGACUCCUCAAGAGCAGGAGCAUAUUUACUCACAAGGAAAGACUGGGAAAGAGCACUGCUGCCAACACAAAGUGUCCACACAUCAUGUAGUUGCACUGUAAUAAUCUGUUUUGGGGCACUGUUGCAUUUUGAACCCUGUAGGCUUAUUAUGCACUGAAUAGCAGAUGAAAAUGUUUGUGCUGAGUGACUGAGAGUGUUGCAUGCUGCAGAAAACAUACUUGAAGAUCUAUGACAUUUCUGGUGACUGUAUAUGUUAAAUUAAUAGCACUUGUACAGGAUCUCCAGCUUAAGAUUUUGUAUGAGCGACUG
This is a messenger RNA of Colossoma macropomum (tambaqui), 1346 nucleotides long. It is a transcript of the gene snai3, whose product is annotated as snail family zinc finger 3. The coding region runs from base 11 to 991 and encodes 326 amino acids. NCBI's taxonomy places the organism in Eukaryota, Metazoa, Chordata, Actinopteri, Characiformes, Serrasalmidae. Gene Ontology annotation, biological process: regulation of DNA-templated transcription. The record is from RefSeq and is a predicted model, not a curated record. Gene Ontology annotation, molecular function: DNA-binding transcription factor activity, RNA polymerase II-specific; RNA polymerase II cis-regulatory region sequence-specific DNA binding. The transcript is spliced from 3 exons.